This is a messenger RNA of Nelumbo nucifera (sacred lotus), 2240 nucleotides long. Its product is annotated as dihydrolipoamide dehydrogenase. Gene Ontology annotation, molecular function: dihydrolipoyl dehydrogenase (NADH) activity; flavin adenine dinucleotide binding. The record is from RefSeq and is a predicted model, not a curated record. Gene Ontology annotation, cellular component: mitochondrion; oxoglutarate dehydrogenase complex. Gene Ontology annotation, biological process: pyruvate metabolic process; 2-oxoglutarate metabolic process. Lineage: Eukaryota; Viridiplantae; Streptophyta; Magnoliopsida; Proteales; Nelumbonaceae.
CGAAGGGCGGACCGGACCGGAGGAGAAGUGGCGAAAUAUAGUUUCGUUAGUAAGCAGCGAAAGAGUAGUUUAUCUACCACACUUCGAUAACUCCGCCUCUGCUGCAAGCAAAAAGCCACCCCCCCUUAAACCAUAUUGAUUCUGAGCCCCUUUUCAUUUCUUUCUCAAAUCUCUUCUCUCGUUUCUCGCCUGAAAAGUGAAACCAAUCUUCCGACGUGCAUCCAAGAAUUAAAGAAAAUGCAGGCUUUGAUAUCUCUCUCCACCGUUUCUCCUUCCUCACCCGCCGUUGCCAGAUCCGAUCGCGCAGUCGGAUCAUUCUCCACCAAUGCUUCUAAGCCUUCAAGUUUCCGUUUCUGUGGCCUCAGAAGAGAGGCUUUGGGGUUAUCUAUUACAAAACCUCAUGGUUCUAGUCGAGUUGCAUUGUCACAGCGGAGGUUCUAUAAGAAGUUCUCUGCUUCGUUGAAGGACAACGGAGUUCCUUCGAAAGGCUUUGACUACGAUCUAGUCAUAAUUGGAGCUGGUGUCGGAGGUCACGGAGCUGCACUUCAUGCCGUAGAGAAGGGAUUGAAAACGGCCAUAAUUGAGGGAGAUGUGGUUGGAGGCACAUGUGUAAAUAGAGGUUGUGUUCCUUCUAAAGCUCUUCUUGCUGUGAGUGGUCGGAUGCGUGAGCUUCAAAGUGAGCAUCACUUGAAAGCUCUGGGUUUGCAGGUUUCAGCUGCUGGGUAUGACAGACAGGGUGUAGCCGAUCAUGCAAAUAAUCUUGCUACAAAAAUUCGUAAUAACUUGACUAAUUCACUGAAAGCUCUUGGUGUGGACAUAUUGUCAGGCGUUGGAACUAUUUUGGGUCCACAAAAGGUGAAGUAUGGAAAAGUUGGGUUCUCUGACCAAGUUAUAACAGCAAAAGACAUAAUUAUCGCUACUGGUUCUGUCCCCUUUGUGCCAAAAGGCAUUGAAGUUGAUGGGAAGACUGUGAUUACCAGUGACCAUGCACUCAAGCUGGAGUUUGUUCCUGAUUGGAUUGCUAUUGUAGGAAGUGGUUACAUUGGUCUUGAAUUUAGUGAUGUGUAUACAGCACUUGGAAGUGAGGUUACCUUUAUUGAAGCACUAGAUCAGCUUAUGCCUGGCUUUGAUCCUGAGAUUGGGAAAUUAGCUCAAAGAGUUCUCAUAAAUCCUCGGAAGAUUGAUUACCAUACUGGUGUAUUUGCGAGCAAGAUCACUCCAGCAAAGGAUGGAAAACCUGUCAUUAUUGAGCUUAUUGAUGCAAAGACAAAGGAACCAAGAGAUACACUAGAGGUUGAUGCUGCACUUAUUGCAACUGGAAGGGCGCCAUAUACAAAAGGUCUUGGCUUGGAGAAUAUUAAUGUGGAGACACAACGUGGUUUUGUUCCUGUUGAUGAGCGCAUGAGAGUAAUUGACAAGAAUGGCAAUCUGGUUCCCCAUGUCUAUUGCAUUGGUGAUGCAAAUGGGAAAAUGAUGCUUGCUCAUGCUGCAAGUGCACAAGGGAUCUCUGUUGUUGAACAAGUCUCUGGAAAAGAUCAUGUGCUGAACCAUUUGAGCAUCCCCGCGGCCUGCUUCACUCACCCGGAAAUCAGUUUUGUUGGUUUGACAGAGCCUCAAGCAAGGGAGAGAGCAGAAAAGGAAGGUUAUGAAAUAAGUAUUGCCAAGACAAGUUUUAAGGCUAAUACAAAGGCCCUAGCGGAGAAUGAAGGAGAAGGGCUUGCUAAGUUGAUUUACAGGCCCGACAAUGGGGAGAUUCUUGGGGUUCAUAUUUUUGGGAUUCAUGCUGCAGACCUCAUUCAUGAAGCAUCUAAUGCAAUAACCUUGGGAACGCGUAUUCAGGACAUAAAGUUCGCUGUUCAUGCACAUCCAACUUUGUCCGAAGUGCUUGAUGAACUGUUUAAAUUGGCCAAGGUUAACUCUAGUGUUUCUAGUCCAGUCAAUGAGCCAGUGGCAGUUUAAAGAUUCCCAAAAUUUGUUAUAAGUUUGUGAAGAAGCUUCAUUGUAAUAGGGGGCCUCUGGAAGCUGCGUAUCCUCUCAUAAGAGAUCAGCGCAAGUGCAACAGCACGAAAGGUGUAGCAACUCUCGCCAACAUUGCAAGAAGAACGAGAUUACAAUUUUGUCGAUCUUAGUAAGUGGUUCCCAUGUUGUAUUUGACUAUCUUUUAAUGGUUAUUAAAUUAUGCAACGUUGUGAUCAAGUUCUUAUUUAAUCUUAUUAAUAUUUAGUAAUCCCUGGUAGACA